UUUGCCCAUCUCCUUCACUCCUUCAAUUCACUUUGCUUGCUAUAAUAAAUGGGGAGAAACAGAGAAAGAUGAGAAAGAGAUAGAGAGAGGAAAACUAUGGAGAAAAAGUUGGCGUUCAUCCAUGGCCUUCUCAUGGUGGAAUGCUGUUUGGUUAUUAUUGCUAUGGGAGCAAGAAUGCAGCAGAAAUCAGAAGCCGGAAAUCCAAUACAAACUCUAUCUCCGCCGGAGGGCAACACAACGUUUGUCGAAGGCACGACAUGGUGCAUUGCCUUGCCCGGUGUCUCACAAGCCGAUCUCCAAAAAGCAUUGGAUUGGGCUUGUGGUUCAGGUAACACAGAUUGUUCCCCUGUCCGCCAAGGCGGCCCCUGCUUCGAACCCGAUAAUAUUGUUUCCCAUGCCUCCUAUGCCUUCAAUAACUACUAUCAACAGAAUGGCAAUUCCGACAUUGCUUGCAACUUCGGCGGCACUGCAACUAUCAUCAACCGAAAUCCAAGUUAUGGUUCAUGUGUGUAUCCUUCCUCUGAGCAAACUUCAGAAUCACUGCAGCUGAGCUCAAGAAGUAUAUGGAGGAUUUGGGGAACUCUGUUGAUGGUAUUGUGCUUAAAUGUCUUUGCAUUGAUGUGAAAUAUGUAUUUCUUUUGGAUUACUAUUGAAACUAUUUGUAGUAAUUGUUAAUAUGAUGUUUUGUAAUUUAAAUAUGUGAGUUGAUGUUAUGAGACUUUGAU
Dioscorea cayenensis subsp. rotundata (Guinea yam) is the source of this 725-nucleotide messenger RNA. RefSeq names its product glucan endo-1,3-beta-glucosidase 2-like. The record is from RefSeq and is a predicted model, not a curated record. NCBI's taxonomy places the organism in Eukaryota, Viridiplantae, Streptophyta, Magnoliopsida, Dioscoreales, Dioscoreaceae. Bases 97 to 624 code for a protein of 175 amino acids. The transcript is spliced from 4 exons.